UCAGACUCGGCCUGUUCCUCUCCAGCUCCUCUUCUCCAGGUAUUGGCCUGUUCUUCCUUCAACAAUUCCUGUUCCUUACAUCAUCCUUUUGGAGAAAACUGGGAUGAUCCUAGAGGGAACUGCCUCUGCCUGGAAGGGUUGUGAACACUUCCCCAAGGAAAGGGUGAAGUACCAGGAAUUCCCUUGACUUCUGAUCAUGAAGACUCUGCUUCCAGCAGCUGGUCCUUCUGCUGCUCACUGAUGUGACGGAGCUCCUGCCAUUCCCUCCCCCUCUGUUAUCUGCAUCCUGAACCUCUGUUUUGCCACAGCGUUAGCAUUGGGGUAUUUUAUCCAAGGCGGAGGCCAUGGACAUUGAGAAAGCCGUUGCAGAUGGGAACUUGCCAGCGGUGGUCUCCGCCAUCAGGGAGACUCUGCAGAUAGUGCUCAGGACACCAGUCAACAUCGCUGUGGUGGGAGACUCUGGCAAUGGCAUGUCUAGCUUCAUCAAUGCACUUCGGAACACAGGACAUGAGGGGGAAGACUCGGCUCCUGUGGGGGUGGCAAAAACUACCCAGACACGUGCCUCCUGUUUAUCUCCCUACUUUCCAAAUGUGGUGCUGUGGGACUUGCCUGGCACAGGGUGUGCCACCGACAGCCUGGAGAACUAUCUGAUGGAAAUGCAGUUCAGCCGAUAUGACUUCUUCAUCAUCAUUGCAUCUGAACAGUUCAGCGUGAGUCAUGUAAUGCUUGCCAAAACCAUUGAGGACAUGAGAAAAAAGUUCUACAUUGUCUGGACCAAGCUGGACGUGGACCUCAGCACAAGUGCCUUCACAGAAGAGCAGCUGCAUCAGACUAUCACAGAAAAUAUUCUGGAAAAUCUUCAGAAGAAGCAGGUAUGUGAACCCCCUAUAUUUUUGGUCUCCAGCCUAGAACCUUUUUUGCACGACUUCCCAAAGCUUAGAGACAUGUUGAGAACAGAUCUCAUAAAAAAUAGGUGCCAUGACCUCCUUCAAAAGCUGUCCCACACCUGUGAGAUGGUCAUUAAUGACAAAGUGACCUCCCUGCAAAAGAAAAUAACCACACAGUCUUUUCAGGAUGCCUGUGGCAUCUCAGAUGCAGAUGAUUUGGGUGUGUGUCUGAAUGCCUACCAAUCGUUCUUUGGUGUGGAUGAUGAAUCUCUCUGGCAGGUGGCACAAAGAAUGGGGAGGAUAUUCACGGACUAUAUGAACAUCUUGAAGUCUCGUGAUGUGCAAGGUCUCAGCAAAAGGGAUUGGAAAAUGACUUGCCUGACUUGUGCAGUCAUGAAGGCAUUCCUCAGUCUCCUGAGCUACAUCCCAUGGCUAGGUGACUAUAUCAUCUGCUACUUCAGAGGAAUGAAACAUAGGCUCUUACUUGCCAUAGUUGCCGAGGACACAAAGACUAUCCUAAGAAAAGUCCUGGAAGACUCCAUCAUCCCCCAGUGAAAGCCAACUUGAGAGAAUUCUAGCAGGCUCUUUUUCAGCUCUGCCCUGACCCCAUCUGGAAAUCUGCACCCCUUCCAGUCUGGAGACCAGAUCCUUCUCAAAAUUUGGAGAAACGGGGCAGAUGAGCAGUUAGAGGGAAAUGGACUGACCCUUGGGAUGUCCUGCUCACUGUUCCUACCACAAUUAAACUGGCUAGAUUAAAGACCAGGACUCAUCACACCUGAGUGAAGCUUUACCCAUUGAUGGACACAGCAGAACAGGAUAUAGUGCCCAACAACUGAAAGAACUGGUUGUUGAUAGAAAGAUCAAGACAUGGCCAGGAGACUCACUCUCUUCCUCUUCAUAGCUCUUCUGACCUUGGGGACUUUGGGGAAUGGACAAGACAUGAUACCCUUCCAAUGGGAUGAGAAUAUUUGGACUUAGUUGGCUAAGAAUGUUAUGAAUGUAUCUGAUUUUUGUCUAGCAGGCAGAACUCAUGUAGACCAGUAUUUACAUCUUGUUUACUAGGAGUCUGUAUUCCUUUAGAAAUGCUCAGGAAAUUUCACUGUGUUCCACCACAGCCAAAGGAAUCUCACCUAUCAGGAUUUGUAUGGGCAGGGACCUGCAAGAUGGACUAAGGAAUGGUAUAUAUUUUCUAUCCAUCUUAAAAUAGUUACACCUGGUAAAGAUUAUGUAAAGUUCUUAGGAUGCACCACCCCCACGUCAAUUUAACUAAUAGCUUGCUUCAAUAUCAUAAGACAACUACCAUAUCUUAUGCCUAUAUACAUACUAAAAUCCCUAAGGGAUGGUUUUUGGUGUGUGGACAACAGGCCUUUUUUUAUGUUCCAGCUAAUACCACAGGAGGGCCUUGUUCUCUAGGGAGAUUAGUACCAUUCUUGCCCAGGGCACAGGACCUGAAUAAUACCCUGAGCAUAUGUCUUGUCCUGGGCAUGCAUAUGACUAUAAAUUUAUAAUACAGACAAGUACUUUGAAUGCCCUAAUUUCCUAAAGAAAUCAGGGCAGAGAAAUUAAAGAAUUCAAAGUGCUUUUUAAAAAAUGCUUUACUA
Molecule: messenger RNA, 2488 nt
Organism: Nycticebus coucang (slow loris)
Lineage: Eukaryota; Metazoa; Chordata; Mammalia; Primates; Lorisidae
Gene: IRGM
Product: immunity related GTPase M
Exons: 3
Coding region: 345-1442 (365 amino acids)
Biological process (GO): defense response; cellular response to interferon-beta
Cellular component (GO): endoplasmic reticulum membrane
Molecular function (GO): GTP binding; GTPase activity
Source: RefSeq, a predicted model, not a curated record